AUGUCGGCGCAGGAAAACACGUCUUUGGCAGACUUGACCUUGGUGGACAGCAUCCUUCACUGGCACAAACUGUUCGAAUCAGACACUCCUCCACGACUCGGUCUCGAAGUCCAUCAACGCCUGCCGUCCACGGCGUUGGCGGCUUUUUCGGUCGGGAUGGGCAUCGGGUAUUCUCACGGCAGCAAAAUCGCAGCGUACAGAUUUCGCGCCGAGAACGCACACCGUCUUCCCGCUAACUCCGCCCUCUGGUUCCAGUACCAUAAAUCAAAGAGUUAUGCGUCGGUCAUUGGGGGGACUAUAGAAGGCUUAAAGCUAGGGCUGAGGCUUGGGGGCGCUGCCUUUGCGUUCUGCUUAUUCGAGGAGACAGUGGACUACGCUCGACACGACCGGAGAGACUUUCUGUCCACCGUUAUCGCAGGGCUGUCAUUUUCUGGAAUAUACAGUCUUCUAGCCCGUCAUGAUAUCUACACGGCCGCACGCACAACGAAACUUGGUUUGAAGCUGGGUCUGGUGUAUGGUCUAUCGCAGGAUGCUCUUGGGACACUCAGGGGCACGCCUCCUGCAUAUAUGGACUUUUUCUUGGGUAAAAACUCCUCGAAAUCCUCCAGCGAAGGGUCCAUCUGA
Penicilliopsis zonata CBS 506.65 is the source of this 624-nucleotide messenger RNA. RefSeq lists its product as hypothetical. NCBI's taxonomy places the organism in Eukaryota, Fungi, Ascomycota, Eurotiomycetes, Eurotiales, Aspergillaceae. The transcript is spliced from 2 exons. The coding region runs from base 1 to 624 and encodes 207 amino acids. The record is from RefSeq and is a predicted model, not a curated record.